AUGAGCGGAAUGGAUAUGCUUAACCAGGCGGAGCAGCGCGAGUUGCAGAGUCGCAUGGAGCGAAAGCAGAUGAAGGACUUUAUGAACAUGUACUCCAACCUCGUCCAGCGCUGCUUCAACGACUGCGUAUCCGACUUCACAUCCAAGAGCUUGCAGAGCAAGGAAGAGGGUUGCGUCAUGCGGUGCGUCGACAAGUUCCUCAAGAGCUCCGAGCGACUCGGCGAGCGCUUUCAAGAGCAGAAUGCGCAAAUGGCACAACAGGGCGGCAUGGGCGGUGGACUGAGAUGA
Ramularia collo-cygni is the source of this 288-nucleotide messenger RNA. Its product is annotated as probable Mitochondrial import inner membrane translocase subunit tim9. The transcript is spliced from 3 exons. Lineage: Eukaryota; Fungi; Ascomycota; Dothideomycetes; Mycosphaerellales; Mycosphaerellaceae. The record is from RefSeq and is a predicted model, not a curated record. Bases 1 to 288 code for a protein of 95 amino acids.